AUGGACGAGGUCGAAAACCCGCAGGUCAAGGCUCCUGAGGAAGAGAGCGACAGCAUUGUCACACCAGCAAAAGACACGGCUGAGAGUCUGCACCUCGACAAUGGUCCUAUCGUUAUACCCCCAGGCCUACCCGCCAACAUCGACACGUCUAGGCGACCGCUGUUGAAACGCGACUCGUCAGCACCGCCGCCCAAGCAGCAACCUCCCGCCGUGCCCGACUUGGACCCCAGCCAGGACCCUCCCGAUUCUCUGACACUCGCCCAACUGAAGAGUCUUCGAGCUGGCUUCCCCGUUCUGCAAGCCCACCUCCAACAACCCGUACCCUUGUCCACCGUCUACGACUUUGAAUACCGCGACUCGCAGUCCUUCCCCGUCGAGCUCGAAGAAUGGUUCACAUACAGCGAGAAAGAGAGGUCCAAGCUACGCCAGGUCAAUGCUGCCUUUGAUCAUGCAUGGAAGGCACACACUGCUCAAGAUCCUGUCCCGGAUUGGACCGCCUCACCGCACUUGGGCAUGAAUUUUGUUGCCAAUCUGCUAAACGACCUGCAACUCGGCUCUCCCCACCAGCAGAACACGGCUCUCCAAGUCUUGACAUACAUCUCUCUGGGUACAUGGCAAGAGACUGCUGGCAGAGAAACACCAAAUCCCUUCUUCGCUGUUCUCGGCUCCAACCAACCGCAGGUCACAGCGGGCCUCCCCAACUAUGCUGGUGCAACAUUUCAGAUCCAAAUCAUGAUCAACACCCUUUGCAUGCUCGCACAGCAAGGUGCUGUACCACUCGUCUAUACUCUUAUGAAGUCUGUGUGUGAAAGAGACCUCACUGCUUCGGCUCAGAACGAACAUGUAUCCGCUUCCUCAAAGUAUGCCGAGGGUGACGAGAGCAUCGAUGUCUGGUGCACUCUGACUCUAAUCUAUCUAUUUGUCGAGCUGAGCCGCAUCUCUGAAGGUACCCCCGAUGCCCAUGUGUUGCACAGAGAACNNUUGGUAAGUCACACCCACCUCGCCUGUGUCGCAUCGAAGCUUACACUCCAACAAGCUUUAAUAAAACCCGAUCUGUUAAUUACCUGCACAAACAUGAUUGCCCAAAUGAGAUGGGACGACUUUGCCCCCGUGCCUCAGACCAAGGUACGUCUCAAACAUGUUUGUCUCUGGGACCUAUGCGCUAAGUUGUUCUUAGNNAUUUUCUUGCUACUAUGGAAGACUAUUCUCAUCUCUUUCGGUGGUAUUGAAAAAGCCGACGAGGUCAAAUAUUCAUUCCAGGAUAGUGUUGGCGAGAAGGACGAACGCGGCCAUCCACUCAUCACUGCCUCCCCACUGGACUACCAUCUUUUCCGACAAGAAAUCACCUCGAAAUAUCCUGCGUACCAGCCGCCACCGCCAUUGUUUGCGUUCGAGCCUGAGAAUAACACCAUCUUGCCUCCGCUUCGUCACAGACAAACAAAGAUCGACAGCAAUGACAACACUGCAUCUACAGGGACUGGUGUCCACGGCGCUUCAAUUCUACAUCAAGCAGUGCACAUCGCCACUCCAGCACCAUCACCUCCGCCUUCUCCAGCUGGGCCGGGAGGCAAAGGUGGCAAGAAGCAGAAUUAUCAGACCAACCAAAUGUUUCCGUUCCUCUACCCACCUUUGGACGAAUCGAGCAACGACCUAGGUGGCAAGGGCUCAACCGAAUUGCAAGAUGCUCUCGCGGGCAGGAAAUGGAGAGGAAGUGAUGUUCCAGCUUCCAUUCUCGAAGCUGCUGACUUGUUCUCCAAACGUAUGAGGGCCACUAGAGCAAUGAAACAGCUCUGGGAUACCAGAAUCGACUACAUGAAAUUCGAGAGGGGCUGGUCAGACUCCAACGAUGACUUUGACGUGGAGAAACUCGAUCUUUAUGAGCCUCAGGAGAAUGGCUUUUGCGUAUCUGAGCACGAGGGUACUGCGGAAGAACCAGAAAAACAAAAUGAUCAAGAACCUUUGUCAGAGAAUGACGAAGUUCUAGAGGCAGUCGCGCAGUUCUAUCGCGACGUCUUGCCGCAAAUGCAGUCCGUUGUCUUUGUGCUGCUCAAAGGCAUGGCCAGAGUCUAUGCAGAUACUACUGCCAAUCCACAAGCUCAGACCUUUGAAAAUGGCCAUGUUCCUGAUGGCAUCUCAAUAUCUGCGGAACAAGUUGAUGCUUCACGGUCCACAGAGAUCACCGGUAAAGCUGUAUCGUCAAUUUUGCUACUCUUGCUUAAAUGGUUCAAAUUAUCUCAAGCUNUCUUCAACUUCUGUCGCGCAAACUCCAGAAAUCCGAUCCUGCCCGACUUUGUGACAAUUGACGAAGCAGUAGAGUCCGAAGACGAGGCAAUGCCUCCACCCAUCAAAUUCCGCAGAGAGUCCGAAGCAAUUUCAGAGGUUUCGGUGAGCUCAAUACCUCCGGACUACACCACUCACCCACCCGAGGUCGACGAACUCGGCUACCCGACACAAGCACCUCCGCCAGCGCCCAUCCAGACCUAUUCCUACCGAAACACUUUCACUUACAUCAAUUACCUACGUGUACUACAAAAGAUCACUCGCCGUAAAGCACAUCGCUCUCUGCUCUUGGUGUCCUAUAAGUCAUCCAAUGUGCUGAAGAAGUGCNUGCGCGUGCCCGUGGAUAUGAUGAGAUACUACACGCUCAAGCUCUUCAAGACUCAAGUGCCCUACUGCGGUCGCAAAUGGCGUCAAAGUAACAUGAAGAUCAUUACAGCAGUCUGGCUCAGCGUACCUUCCGAACUACGCGAUGACUGGCUUUCCGGCGGUGGUGGCGGCAUGGGUGGUGCUGGUCCCGGAGAUGUAGACGGGACUGUAGAGGAAGCUCUGCCUCUUGAGCAAUCGCUGCGCAGUCUUACACAUUGGUGGAAUGUGCGCAACUAUCCCGACAAGAUGGGUGUGGACAAGAAGUUGGUGACGGAGGAGCAGGACUUUUUCGCCAAGGAGCUGGAGAAGAUGGAAUUGGGACGCAUAGAGGAUGAAAUGCUCGAUGAGAGUAUGAUUGAGGGUGCAUGGGCCCAGCCUAUGGAAAAUUAUGCAUAA
Molecule: messenger RNA, 3042 nt
Organism: Aureobasidium uvarum
Lineage: Eukaryota; Fungi; Ascomycota; Dothideomycetes; Dothideales; Saccotheciaceae
Source: the annotation of a GenBank genome assembly